AUGGAGAAGGGGAAGAAGGAGGGGCAGACUGGGUGUUCUGUGCACUGCGGCUUUCUCCCUGCUGCUGUCCGCCGUGUUGGUGCUGGCCCUGCACCCAGCCUCCACUGCGUCAGGCCCAUGCAGCUGCUCAGGCUUCUCCGCCUCCUCUGGAUGCUCAGGGUCUCCCUGGGGGCCACAGGGCAGUGCCACAGUGGGACUACUUGGAAUGGAAAAGAUUGUGUCUGUCCCCAAGGCCACUUUGGUUUCCUGUGUAAAUCCAUUUCGGAGUACUUCAUCCUAGAAAUCCCGGAAAAAAUCAAUGCCUCUGUAAAACUGAGAGUGAAAGUGACUAACCAGAAUUUCACAAAAGACCUAAACGACACAGUCUCCUCUGCAUACAAGAAUUUCACUCAACUAUUCAAGAGUCAGAUGGAUAAAGCUUACAUGGGCAACGACUUUCCGCAAUAUGUAGGCGUGAUCAUUAGGAGACUGCUCCAGGGCAGCAUCGUGGUGGAACACGAAGUUGUCAUGGAGGCAAACUUCACUUCAGAGUUUCAGGAGCUGUUUAAAAACCUCACUGAGGUCAUAAAGGCCAAGUUUAUGCAUGAGAUCAAAAGGCUGCCCAGUAAUUCUGAUGAGUGCAAAGGCGUCUCACGUCUGUGCUAUGAUGAGAAAUCCGUCUUUGUGAAUGAGACCGUGAAGCUUGGCUUUGACCUGCAAGAGCAAUGCACUCAGAAGGCUACAAAGGACUUUGCCCAAUUCUACUAUGUGGAUGAUCUGGAUGGGAAGCUGGCCUGUGUGACCAAGUGCACCAAGGGGACGAAGUCACAAAUGAACUGUAACCAGGGCAGUUGCCAGCUGCAGCAAAGUGGCCCCCGCUGCCUAUGCCACAACUCAGACACACACUGGUACUGGGGAGAAACCUGUGAACGCAGCACCAGCAAGAGCCUGGUGUACGGGAUCAUGGGGGCCGUGGCAGUGCUACUGGUGGUCUUGGUGGUGGUCCUGAUUAUCUUCCUCAGCCGAUCCCAGAAAAAACUGCACAGAAGGCAAGAGUACAACAUAUCUCGUGAGUGGCCAAGAGAAGAUGUCCCUGGCAAUUUCCAGAGCAUAAGCGUCUGGGAAGGUCAGAAUCUGAAGGGGGACAAGUUUGGCCUUGAAAACACCUACAGACACUUCCAGCCCUCCCUGCAGAACGUCGACCCCACCACAGAGAUCCACAUUCAGAGGCCCAGUGUGGUGACAACUGUUCAGUGA
Molecule: messenger RNA, 1236 nt
Organism: Camelus dromedarius (Arabian camel)
Lineage: Eukaryota; Metazoa; Chordata; Mammalia; Artiodactyla; Camelidae
Product: mucin-12
Exons: 13
Coding region: 1-1236 (411 amino acids)
Source: RefSeq, a predicted model, not a curated record